Neodiprion fabricii is the source of this 9358-nucleotide messenger RNA. RefSeq names its product serine-rich adhesin for platelets-like. Gene Ontology annotation, molecular function: chitin binding. Lineage: Eukaryota; Metazoa; Arthropoda; Insecta; Hymenoptera; Diprionidae. Gene Ontology annotation, cellular component: extracellular region. The coding region runs from base 1 to 9126 and encodes 3041 amino acids. The record is from RefSeq and is a predicted model, not a curated record. The transcript is spliced from 6 exons.
AUGCAGCUUGGAAAUGUGUUGACUUUAAGCACGUUCGACGACACGAUCAUGUAUCAGACUCCUACAAAAACAGAACUAUUACCUGCACUCGCGACUAAUGUUCCUCAGUUCUUUGCAAUUCGUCAGGAAACACAAAUCUGCGAAAUGCUCUCGCCGAACAGGGUCCUACUCGUGAUAUCAAUACUUGCUUCAAGUACCUCGUCAGGAUCCGCGAAUACAUGUACGGAGGGGCAGUACAUGAAUGAAGAAACGAAACAAUGCACUGAUGUACCUGGAGGAGGGUACUAUGUUUCGGAAGCAACGGAAAUUUGCGAAACCAGUAGUUUGUAUCCGCAUUCACAGAACCCGAAAAAAUAUUACUUCUGCUCGUCGAACGUACUAAUUUUGAUGGAGUGUGAGGAGGAGAAAUACUACAAUUGGCUGAUAGAAACUUGUACAACUGAAAUUGUGACAGAAGUGAUUCCCACCAUUCGAAUUAAAAAUGGAAUUCGUGACGAUAUCGAAUUGGAUUCAUGCAAUACGACCGGUCGAUUUCCUGUUGAAGAGGACUGCAAGGUAUUCUACAUGUGUAGUACCAACACAACACAUUUUUUUCAGCAAAUGAUGCAAUGUACGUCCGGUACUACGUAUAAAGAACGUAGUCAAAUUUGCUCGGUAAACAGACCGUGCGAUGAUGAGAAAAGCGGGUGUGAGACUAAUGACGAGAGUUCCACUACCGAGGAAGCGACCACUUUUUCUGAUUCGACGACAAGCACAGACACAACUACAUCCGGAAGUUCAUCAACAUCGGAAAGUUCGACGACUCAAGGAGCAACUACAUCUGUCGCAUGGACGACUCCAGAACUGUCGACGACAGGCAGAAGCACGACCACGACGGAAAGUCCGACAACGACUGAAUGUUCAACUACGGAGGAAGAGACUACUUCCUCGGAAACGACAACUAGCGGAGACACGACUACAUCCGUAAGUUCAUCAACAUCGGAAAGUUCGACGACUCAAGGAGCAACUACAUCUGUCGCAUGGACGACUCCAGAACUGUCGACGACAGGCAGAAGCACGACCACGACGGAAAGUCCGACAACGACUGAAUGUUCAACUACGGAGGAAGAGACUACUUCCUCGGAAACGACAACUAGCGGAGACACGACUACAUCCGUAAGUUCAUCAACAUCGGAAAGUUCGACGACUCAAGGAGCAACUACAUCUGUCGCAUGGACGACUCCAGAAGUGUCGACGACAGGCAGAAGCACGACCACGACGGAAAGUUCAACGACGACUGAAUGUUCAACUACGGAGGAAGAGACUACUUCCUCGGAAACGACAACUAGCAGAGACACAACUACAUCCGUAAGUUCAUCAACAUCGGAAAGUUCGACGACUCAAGGAGCAAUUACAUCUGUCGCAUGGACGACUCCAGGAGUGUCAACGACAGGCAGAAGCACGACCACGACGGAAAGUCCAACGACGACCGAAUGUUCAACUACGGAGGAAGAGACUACUUCCUCGGAAACGACAACUAGCAGAGACACAACUACAUCCGUAAGUUCAUCAAAAUCAGGAAGUUGGACGACUAAGGGAGCAACUACAUCCGUCGAAUGGACCACUCCAGAAGUGUCGACGACAGGCGAAAGCACGACUACGACGCAAAGUCCAACCACGACUGAAAGUUCAACUACGGAGAAAGAGACUACUCCUUCGGAAACGACAACCAGCGGAGACACAACUACAUCCGGAAGUUCAUCAACAUCGGAAAGUUCGACGAUUCAAGGAACAACUACAUCUGUCGCAUGGACGACUCCAGAAGUGUCGACGACAGGCAGAAGCACGACCACGACGGAAAGUCCAACCACGACUGAAAGUUCAACUACGGAGAAAGAGACUACUCCUUCGGAAACGACAACCAGCGGAGACACAACUACAUCCGGAAGUUCAUCAACAUCGGAAAGUUCGACGAUUCAAGGAACAACUACAUCUGUCGCAUGGACGACUCCAGAAGUGUCGACGACAGGCAGAAGCACGACCACGACGGAAAGUCCAACCACGACUGAAAGUUCAACUACGGAGAAAGAGACUACUCCUUCGGAAACGACAACCAGCGGAGACACAACUACAUCCGAAAGUUCAUCAACAUCGGAAAGUUCGACGAUUCAAGGAACAACUACAUCUGUCACAUGGACGACUCCAGAAGUGUCGACGACAGGCAGAAGCACGACCACGACGGAAAGUCCAACCACGACUGAAAGUUCAACUACGGAGAAAGAGACUACUUCUUCGGAAACGACAACCAGCGGAGACACGACUACAUCCGGAAGUUCAUCAAAAUCAGGAAGUUGGACGACUAAGGGAGCAACUACAUCCGUCGAAUGGACCACUACAGAAGUGUCGACGACAGGCGAAAGCACGACUACGACGCAAAGUCAAACCACGACUGAAAGUUCAACUACGGAGGAAGAGACUACUCCUUCGGAAACGACAACCAGCGGAGACACAACUACAUCCGGAAGUUCAUCAACAUCGGAAAGUUCGACGAUUCAAGGAGCAACUACAUUCGUCGAAUGGACCACUCCAGAAGUGUCGACGACAGGCGAAAGCACGACUACGACGCAAAGUCCAACCACGACUGAAAGUUCAACUACGGAGGAAGAGACUACUCCUUCGGAAACGACAACCAGCGGAGACACAACUACAUCCGGAAGUUCAUCAACAUCGGAAAGUUCGACGAUUCAAGGAGCAACUACAUUCGUCGAAUGGACCACUCCAGAAGUGUCGACGACAGGCGAAAGCACGACUACGACGCAAAGUCCAACCACGACUGAAAGUUCAACUACGGAGAAAGAGACUACUUCUUCGGAAACGACAACCAGCGGAGACACGACUACAUCCGGAAGUUCAUCAAAAUCAGGAAGUUGGACGACUAAGGGAGCAACUACAUCCGUCGAAUGGACCACUACAGAAGUGUCGACGACAGGCGAAAGCACGACUACGACGCAAAGUCCAACCACGACUGAAAGUUCAACUACGGAGGAAGAGACUACUCCUUCGGAAACGACAACCAGCGGAGACACAACUACAUCCGGAAGUUCAUCAACAUCGGAAAGUUCGACGAUUCAAGGAGCAACUACAUUCGUCGAAUGGACCACUCCAGAAGUGUCGACGACAGGCGAAAGCACGACUACGACGCAAAGUCCAACCACGACUGAAAGUUCAACUACGGAGAAAGAGACUACUCCUUCGGAAACGACAACCAGCGGAGACACAACUACAUCCGGAAGUUCAUCAACAUCGGAAAGUUCGACGAUUCAAGGAACAACUACAUCUGUCGCAUGGACGACUCCAGAAGUGUCGACGACAGGCAGAAGCACGACCACGACGGAAAGUCCAACCACGACUGAAAGUUCAACUACGGAGAAAGAGACUACUCCUUCGGAAACGACAACCAGCGGAGACACAACUACAUCCGAAAGUUCAUCAACAUCGGAAAGUUCGACGAUUCAAGGAACAACUACAUCUGUCGCAUGGACGACUCCAGAAGUGUCGACGACAGGCAGAAGCACGACCACGACGGAAAGUCCAACCACGACUGAAAGUUCAACUACGGAGAAAGAGACUACUUCUUCGGAAACGACAACCAGCGGAGACACGACUACAUCCGGAAGUUCAUCAAAAUCAGGAAGUUGGACGACUAAGGGAGCAACUACAUCCGUCGAAUGGACCACUACAGAAGUGUCGACGACAGGCGAAAGCACGACUACGACGCAAAGUCCAACCACGACUGAAAGUUCAACUACGGAGGAAGAGACUACUCCUUCGGAAACGACAACCAGCGGAGACACAACUACAUCCGGAAGUUCAUCAACAUCGGAAAGUUCGACGAUUCAUGGAGCAACUACAUCUGUCGCAUGGACGACUCCAGAAGUGUCGACGACAGGCAGAAGCACGACUACGACGGAAAGUCCAACCACGACUGAAAGUUCAACUACGGAGAAAGAGACUACUCCUUCGGAAACGACAACCAGCGGAGACACAACUACAUCCGAAAGUUCAUCAACAUCGGAAAGUUCGACGAUUCAAGGAACAACUACAUCUGUCGCAUGGACGACUCCAGAAGUGUCGACGACAGGCAGAAGCACGACCACGACGGAAAGUCCAACCACGACUGAAAGUUCAACUACGGAGAAAGAGACUACUUCUUCGGAAACGACAACCAGCGGAGACACGACUACAUCCGGAAGUUCAUCAAAAUCAGGAAGUUGGACGACUAAGGGAGCAACUACAUCCGUCGAAUGGACCACUACGGAAGUGUCGACGACAGGCGAAAGCACGACUACGACGCAAAGUCCAACCACGACUGAAAGUUCAACUACGGAGGAAGAGACUACUCCUUCGGAAACGACAACCAGCGGAGACACAACUACAUCCGGAAGUUCAUCAACAUCGGAAAGUUCGACGAUUCAAGGAGCAACUACAUUCGUCGAAUGGACCACUCCAGAAGUGUCGACGACAGGCGAAAGCACGACUACGACGCAAAGUCCAACCACGACUGAAAGUUCAACUACGGAGGAAGAGACUACUCCUUCGGAAACGACAACCAGCGGAGACACAACUACAUCCGGAAGUUCAUCAACAUCGGAAAGUUCGACGAUUCAAGGAACAACUACAUCUGUCGCAUGGACGACUCCAGAAGUGUCGACGACAGGCAGAAGCACGACCACGACGGAAAGUCCAACCACGACUGAAAGUUCAACUACGGAGAAAGAGACUACUUCUUCGGAAACGACAACCAGCGGAGACACGACUACAUCCGGAAGUUCAUCAAAAUCAGGAAGUUGGACGACUAAGGGAGCAACUACAUCCGUCGAAUGGACCACUACAGAAGUGUCGACGACAGGCGAAAGCACGACUACGACGCAAAGUCCAACCACGACUGAAAGUUCAACUACGGAGGAAGAGACUACUCCUUCGGAAACGACAACCAGCGGAGACACAACUACAUCCGGAAGUUCAUCAACAUCGGAAAGUUCGACGAUUCAUGGAGCAACUACAUCUGUCGCAUGGACGACUCCAGAAGUGUCGACGACAGGCAGAAGCACGACUACGACGGAAAGUCCAACUACGGAGAAAGAGACUACUUCUUCGGAAACGACAACCAGCGGAGACACGACUACAUCCGGAAGUUCAUCAAAAUCAGGAAGUUGGACGACUAAGGGAGCAACUACAUCCGUCGAAUGGACCACUACGGAAGUGUCGACGACAGGCGAAAGCACGACUACGACGCAAAGUCCAACCACGACUGAAAGUUCAACUACGGAGGAAGAGACUACUCCUUCGGAAACGACAACCAGCGGAGACACAACUACAUCCGGAAGUUCAUCAACAUCGGAAAGUUCGACGAUUCAAGGAGCAACUACAUUCGUCGAAUGGACCACUCCAGAAGUGUCGACGACAGGCGAAAGCACGACUACGACGCAAAGUCCAACCACGACUGAAAGUUCAACUACGGAGAAAGAGACUACUCCUUCGGAAACGACAACCAGCGGAGACACAACUACAUCCGGAAGUUCAUCAACAUCGGAAAGUUCGACGAUUCAAGGAGCAACUACAUUCGUCGAACGGACCACUACAGAAGUGUCGACGACAGGCGAAAGCACGACUACGACGCAAAGUCCAACCACGACUGAUAGUUCAACUACGGAGAAAGAGACUACUUCUUCGGAAACGACAACCAGCGGAGACACGACUACAUCCGGAAGUUCAUCAAAAUCAGGAAGUUGGACGACUAAGGGAGCAACUACAUUCGUCGAAUGGACCACUACAGAAGUGUCGACGACAGGCGAAAGCACGACUACGACGCAAAGUCCAACCACGACUGAAAGUUCAACUACGGAGGAAGAGACUACUCCUUCGGAAACGACAACCAGCGGAGACACAACUACAUCCGGAAGUUCAUCAACAUCGGAAAGUUCGACGAUUCAAGGAACAACUACAUCUGUCGCAUGGACGACUCCAGAAGUGUCGACGACAGGCAGAAGCACGACCACGACGGAAAGUCCAACCACGACUGAAAGUUCAACUACGGAGAAAGAGACUACUUCUUCGGAAACGACAACCAGCGGAGACACGACUACAUCCGGAAGUUCAUCAAAAUCAGGAAGUUGGACGACUAAGGGAGCAACUACAUCCGUCGAAUGGACCACUACAGAAGUGUCGACGACAGGCGAAAGCACGACUACGACGCAAAGUCCAACCACGACUGAAAGUUCAACUACGGAGGAAGAGACUACUCCUUCGGAAACGACAACCAGCGGAGACACAACUACAUCCGGAAGUUCAUCAACAUCGGAAAGUUCGACGAUUCAAGGAGCAACUACAUUCGUCGAAUGGACCACUCCAGAAGUGUCGACGACAGGCGAAAGCACGACUACGACGCAAAGUCCAACCACGACUGAAAGUUCAACUACGGAGAAAGAGACUACUCCUUCGGAAACGACAACCAGCGGAGACACAACUACAUCCGGAAGUUCAUCAACAUCGGAAAGUUCGACGAUUCAAGGAGCAACUACAUUCGUCGAAUGGACCACUACAGAAGUGUCGACGACAGGCGAAAGCACGACUACGACGCAAAGUCCAACCACGACUGAAAGUUCAACUACGGAGGAAGAGACUACUCCUUCGGAAACGACAACCAGCGGAGACACAACUACAUCCGGAAGUUCAUCAACAUCGGAAAGUUCGACGAUUCAAGGAGCAACUACAUUCGUCGAAUGGACCACUCCAGAAGUGUCGACGACAGGCGAAAGCACGACUACGACGCAAAGUCCAACCACGACUGAAAGUUCAACUACGGAGAAAGAGACUACUCCUUCGGAAACGACAACCAGCGGAGACACAACUACAUCCGGAAGUUCAUCAACAUCGGAAAGUUCGACGAUUCAAGGAGCAACUACAUUCGUCGAAUGGACCACUACAGAAGUGUCGACGACAGGCGAAAGCACGACUACGACGCAAAGUCCAACCACGACUGAAAGUUCAACUACGGAGGAAGAGACUACUCCUUCGGAAACGACAACCAGCGGAGACACAACUACAUCCGGAAGUUCGUCAACAUCGGAAAGUUCGACGAUUCAAGGAACAACUACAUCUGUCGCAUGGACGACUCCAGAAGUGUCGACGACAGGCAGAAGCACGACCACGACGGAAAGUCCAACCACGACUGAAAGUUCAACUACGGAGAAAGAGACUACUUCUUCGGAAACGACAACCAGCGGAGACACGACUACAUCCGGAAGUUCAUCAAAAUCAGGAAGUUGGACGACUAAGGGAGCAACUACAUCCGUCGAAUGGACCACUACAGAAGUGUCGACGACAGGCGAAAGCACGACUACGACGCAAAGUCCAACCACGACUGAAAGUUCAACUACGGAGAAAGAGACUACUCCUUCGGAAACGACAACCAGCGGAGACACAACUACAUCCGGAAGUUCAUCAACAUCGGAAAGUUCGACGAUUCAAGGAGCAACUACAUUCGUCGAAUGGACCACUCCAGAAGUGUCGACGACAGGCGAAAGCACGACUACGACGCAAAGUCCAACCACGACUGAAAGUUCAACUACGGAGAAAGAGACUACUCCUUCGGAAACGACAACCAGCGGAGACACAACUACAUCCGGAAGUUCAUCAACAUCGGAAAGUUCGACGAUUCAAGGAGCAACUACAUUCGUCGAAUGGACCACUACAGAAGUGUCGACGACAGGCGAAAGCACGACUACGACGCAAAGUCCAACCACGACUGAAAGUUCAACUACGGAGGAAGAGACUACUCCUUCGGAAACGACAACCAGCGGAGACACAACUACAUCCGGAAGUUCAUCAACAUCGGAAAGUUCGACGAUUCAAGGAGCAACUACAUUCGUCGAAUGGACCACUCCAGAAGUGUCGACGACAGGCGAAAGCACGACUACGACGCAAAGUCCAACCACGACUGAAAGUUCAACUACGGAGAAAGAGACUACUCCUUCGGAAACGACAACCAGCGGAGACACAACUACAUCCGGAAGUUCAUCAACAUCGGAAAGUUCGACGAUUCAAGGAGCAACUACAUUCGUCGAAUGGACCACUACAGAAGUGUCGACGACAGGCGAAAGCACGACUACGACGCAAAGUCCAACCACGACUGAAAGUUCAACUACGGAGGAAGAGACUACUCCUUCGGAAACGACAACCAGCGGAGACACAACUACAUCCGGAAGUUCAUCAACAUCGGAAAGUUCGACGAUUCAAGGAGCAACUACAUCCGUCGCAUGGACAACAUCGGGAGCGUCGACGACAGGCGAAAGCACGACUACGACUGGAAGUUCAUCCACGACGGAGAGUUCAACCACUGUGGGAUGGUCGAGCACAGCAAGUACGAUGACCACCGACAGCCGAACCACUAUGGAGGAGAUGACUUCCACGGGUUCAACAGAAACAACCACUGAUAGUUCCACUACCAUUUGUGUAGAUGUUACAUUAUCCCCAAUUACAACAACGGCCACAGUGCCAGUAACAGUUGAGUGUUCUUCCGUGGGAUUUACGAGAGUUGAAAACAGCUGCACGGAAUACAUACAAUGCACCAGUGAAAUGUUAAACACUAAUACUUCAACUUUGCCUUAUAAAUGCCCCACUUGUCUUCGGUUUAACGAACAACUUGCCGCUUGUGAUUACGUAUCAAACGUACCAGAAUGUUCGAAUGGUGCAAGUUCUUCAGAAAAAUGCACUGGACCAGGAACAUUCAGGAAUACUCAAGAUCUUCAGAAAUAUUACACAUGUGAAAAUAUCAAUGAUGAAAUUCUAAUGACAUCACAUACCUGUUCAGGAGAAUUAAUCUUCAACCCAGAUACCCUAUCAUGCGAUGAUCCAGCGAGUGUUACAACUAUAGUGCAAGCUGACGAGUGUUAUACAAUUGGUUUCUUUGCUAAUUCGGUACACUGUGGAGAGUUUUUCAUGUGCACCAUGGAAACCGAUGCAUUGCUUCAAAUAAACUCCACCUGUCCACCUGGACUAAUCUACAAUGAAUAUGGAGGAUAUUGUACAGAUGCCACCGAAAUACCAGGAUUUUCAGCUGUCAGCGAUCUGGACCCAACAAGAUAAUUUCAACUGUUCAUUGUACGGUUACAUUCCAAGCACCAGAAACAGUCAACCUUUCAUUUGAUAAUUAAUGGGUAUUCAUUAUUAGUGCAUUGGCAUACUUCAAUGGUAAAGAAAUUGGUGAAAUUACGCAUUUCUUGAUAGUUUAAAUUGAUGAAGAAUUACACGAAAAUUUUCGACCCGAUUAGCAAUAUUUUAUUGAAAUUUACAGAAGAAUAAAUAAAAAUGACUACUA